Molecule: messenger RNA, 1014 nt
Organism: Trichoplax adhaerens
Lineage: Eukaryota; Metazoa; Placozoa; Uniplacotomia; Trichoplacea; Trichoplacidae
Exons: 8
Coding region: 1-1014 (337 amino acids)
Biological process (GO): gamma-aminobutyric acid signaling pathway; G protein-coupled receptor signaling pathway
Cellular component (GO): membrane; G protein-coupled receptor heterodimeric complex
Molecular function (GO): G protein-coupled GABA receptor activity
Source: RefSeq, a predicted model, not a curated record
AUGAGCGUAACGUUGGAAUAUUUAUAUGUGUAUAAAGAUACUACAAGUAAAAGAGGAACUGCCGUCAAUGAUUUCAUUCAUAUGGUGGCUGAAAAACCCAUAAAAUAUGGCAUUAUUGGAUUACUCGCAUCUAGUGUCUCCGAAGUCGUAUGCUUAACUACGAAGGACUGGAACUUGGCAACGAUAUCUUCCAGUUCAGUUUCUGUUACUAUGAAUAAUCGAGACAAAUUUCCCUAUUUUUAUCGUACUACAUUAUCGGAUGCGUCUUACAUCGAAGCUCAAAUUACUUUCGUAAAGCAUUUCAACUGGAGUAACAUCGCCGUUGUUUACGAUAUUUCUUCAACUUAUUCGCCGACAGCAAGUCUGUUAAUUAAUCGAUUACGAGAAAGCAAUGUAACAGUAGGAUCUUCACUGGGAGUGCUCCAAAUAUAUGAUCAUGCGAUAGAAAAUAUUAAGGGUAAGAUUUCGCUACCACAGCGAAGAUGUAUUUAUCAAGUUUUAAGUUUACCACUAAAAUACUAUUUUUGUUUAGCACUUAGUAAAGCUUAUUAUAGUAAAAUCUAUGGAAAGAAAUAUAUUUGGAUAUUUCCUGGCUAUUACCCAGAAAGAUGGUAUCAUAUUGCUGAUGAAGAUGUUGCAAGUGUUAAUUGUACUACGGAACAACUUUUCGAGGUCGUUAAAUAUUCUUUUGCAAUUUAUCGAUCUUUUAAUCGGAAUGAAAAUGUAACGAAAACAAUAUCUGGCAAGAUCCAUGACCACUUAAAAGCUUACACAUAUGAUGCUAUGUGGACAUUAGCGUUAGCCCUUAACGCUACAGAUACUCAAUUAAGGGAAAAUAAUCGAUCACUAUUAGAAUUUACCUACAGAAGCUCACAUAUCAUGAGAAUCAUUAAUAAAAAAAUUAAGGAAUCAUCAUUUCAAGGUCUGACGGGUCAUGUUUCUUACAAAAAAAGGGAACGAGUUGAAAAAGUUCACAUACUACAACUGCAAGGUAUAAUUGUUCCAUUAAGCUAA